ACAUCACUCGUAGUUCAGUUACGAGACAGAUCACACUCGUUGGCUUUCUAACGACAAUCGCGAUCUUUCUAACUUUUUAGCAGAGAUGUAGCCUAUUCGCGUCCUGGCCGACUCGUGCGGUAAUUUUUACCUUUAGAUGUAAACGUCUCCAUUAUUAUAUUGUUUGUUUUCUUUAUAUAAGUCUUAUAAUAACACGUUAUUCAUAUAUGUAGUUUAGCUAUUGUUGUUUUUGUGGUACACUCAAAUUUACGCUCAAAGUCAGUAUAGUAAGAUCGAAAAAGAUGGCGCACAUGAUGAGAAGCAAUCUGGUGAUCGCCAUGGGCGAGGAGGAUGUUCCAAAAGAUGAAGGUAAGUGGAGAUGAAGGAAAUGAAAAUGCGCGCGCUCGAUCGUGUCGACGGCGCGAGUCCCAAGGCGACCCGCGGGUUGUCGAGUCGGCCGGCUACCACGUCUCGCAGAUAGGCAUGUCUCUCGACGAGGGCAGACAGUCGCAGCGGCCGUACCGGUACGGCAUGGUGCUGCUAUGCGCCGGAGCGCUGAUUAACUGGCUAGGACUGGCAGAGGAUUACGCCGAGCCGGUGCGCUACGUCGGCGUGGCUUGCAUCGUGGCCGGCGCGCUGCUCAUCUGCGCCGCCAUGUGCUGCUGGCUGCAGUCGCCCGCGAGGCAGCCGCACAACGAGCGCUCCUCGCCUGACACACAUCAGAUCGACGACCCUAUCCACGUGAUAUCGAUGCCGGACGAGGAGACGAUGCAGCAGAAGCCGCCGGACUACGACACGGUGGCAGGCGCGCCGCCGACGUACGACGACGCCAUCAAGCUGAACCCCGCGCGCCUGCUGCCCGCCACCAGCAGUGCGCACGUGCACACGCCGCUGCCGCCCGUGGACGCGCCCUCCGUCAUCCCCGGCCAGCCCGACGAGCUCGCCCCCGUGCACCGCACGCAGAUCCCCAAAACCCCCCCUCCCCCCUACAGACCGACCCACGCCAUCAGAUGAACCGCGCCCAUGUGCUACUGUUACUUUUAAUCGACUGCUGUUUCAUGUGAUGGAACUUUAGGCUUAGGACUCGACUCGAGUCGAUUUUAAAGCCCCGGCAAUGUUACGGUAUUAUUUAAUGUACGUACAUAUCCGCGCAUGAAAUAAUCGUUUGUUAGAUUGUCGAGCUUAGCGAUGCGUACUUAUGUGAUAUUAAGAAUGUAAUUAUUAAAUACUUAAUGUUAUAAUUACUGUACAUAAUAUUUUUUGUAAAGAAGUUUUUGUUGAAAGUAUCUUAGGAUAAGUUAUGAACCUCUUCCAAUUGUUAUUACUAUGAUAUUUUCUUUGCAACUUAAUGAAGUUGAGUUAAAAUUGUAUAAAAUCAAUAGUCAUGAGAUAAUGUGGGUGUAGGAGUGUCUCAGUUGAGCUGGGACAGGACAAGCAGCAGGCUGCCCGGGUGUGAAGCCCCAAGUAGAUGAACUGACGCAGUGUUCGAUAGCACACGAGGAAGACGAAGGCAAAAGUGAAUACCGACUUACUAGCUUAGCUUUCAAGAUAUCUCUUCGGAACAGAAGUUCUAAUUGGACACUUGUCUUUUUUCUUAGCCUACCUAUUUUUCCAACGCUAACCUAGCCAAAGCUAUAGCUUUUGUUAUUUUUCCUUUCGACUGUAUUUCGUAUUUCUAAAUAGCGAUACUGCCUAGUUGAUAUGAAGAAUAUAAAGUCCGGUUGCAACUAUGUUUGAAGUGAGUAUAGUUGGAAUGAAUUAGUGAUAUUAAAUAAUAUUUCAAUGUCCAUCUUCUCGAUCUAGUCCUUUAAAUUAGCAGAACUGUGUUUUUGACACGAGUUGAAGUUUAAUGUGUUUUUGUAAUUUGUACACAUUUUGAUUGCACAACUUGAAGGACCAUUAUAUUCUAUUCUGCAUAGCAAAAAGGAUUUGGUCUAGAUGUAAUAAAGUUUAUAUGAAAUGUAUUUACUAGUAGGUAGCUGUUCCUAUACUUAAUACAGAAUAGAGGUUAUCAGGCAGUUUAAAAAUAGGUAUUCACUGCAAUCAUUGGCACCCACACCGUGGGUUUUCAGUUGGACUUGCGCCAUCUACUUGUAACUGACAUGUUUAACUGCAGUUGAUUUGGAGUUAUCAACAAAUACCUAGAAACUAACUGGAAUUUGACACUGCCUUCUGGCCUAGGUACCUACUUAGUCAAUCAAUAACUUAUUCAAGAUAAUGAGUAGGUAAUGGUUAGGUUAACCAGUUGUCUUUGAAAUGACGAUUGUAUAUAUCAUGAAUUAAAAAUGGGACCAAUAUCUAACGUUUAUGUGCGCUUAUGUUAACCUACCUUGAAAUUGUAUUCAUUAUUGCGUGUGCCUGCGAGUCGUUGAUGUUUUACGAUACUGAAGUUGUGCAUUUAUUAUUUGUACAUUGUACAAAGUUUGUGAAGUUGAGUGUACAUACAAAAUAAAUGUCGUUACUUUAA
Molecule: messenger RNA, 2446 nt
Organism: Cydia strobilella
Lineage: Eukaryota; Metazoa; Arthropoda; Insecta; Lepidoptera; Tortricidae
Exons: 4
Coding region: 331-993 (220 amino acids)
Source: RefSeq, a predicted model, not a curated record